AGACAGAUUAUUAAUUUGACGUUUGGUGUUUUGUGUUGUGGAAUGGCCACCCAGUUUUACUAAUUUUUAUUGUUUGAUUUUUGCCAAAUUGCGCCUCUUAUUUCGCAGAAUACGCGUUGCCACGAUCCUGUAACAAUUGGAUAACUAAAUAUUUCGCUAAUUAUUAAAAUCAAUAACUACAUCAAAGAAACAUGUCGGCGGGACCGUACAACUAUUCCUACAUCUUCAAGUAUAUUAUUAUAGGGGACAUGGGAGUGGGCAAGUCCUGCCUUUUGCACCAAUUCACAGAGAAAAAAUUUAUGGCCGAUUGUCCACACACCAUAGGGGUAGAGUUUGGGACCAGGAUCAUUGAAGUUUCAGGACAGAAAAUCAAGUUACAAAUCUGGGACACUGCAGGACAAGAACGUUUCAGGGCUGUUACUAGGUCCUACUAUAGGGGAGCAGCCGGAGCUUUGAUGGUGUAUGACAUCACCAGGAGGUCCACCUAUAAUCACUUAAGCAGCUGGUUGACAGAUACAAGGAACUUGACUAAUCCUAGCACAGUGAUUUUCCUAAUUGGAAACAAGUGUGACCUUGAGGGUCAGAGGGAUGUUACUUAUGAGGAAGCUAGUAAAUUUGCAGAGGAGAAUGGACUGUUGUUUGUUGAAGCCAGUGCUAAAACUGGAGACAAUGUGGAGGAGGCGUUCCUAGAAACGGCUAAAAAGAUCUACCAAAGCAUACAAGAUGGCAGGUUAGACUUAAACGCAGCAGAGUCUGGGGUGCAACAUAAACCGUCCCAACCAGGACGCAACAAUUUGUCCAACGACCAACAGGCCAACAAGGACAACUGUGCAUGCUAGUUAUUUGCAAACUAGGUACAGAACACUUGGAAUCUCUGGGGUUUGGUUUAUGUUUUUUUUUUUGCAAUUAGGUAAUGUAUGGAGGGAGGGGGAUAAAGGAUUUAAAGUUUGAAAUAUUUCAAGUUAUUGCAAGCAUUCUUUGACUGUUUGCUUUUGUUUUAGGAUUUUAGGUCAAUGGAAUGUACCACAGUUAUUAAGGAUAUUAAGUGUUUUAUAAAAGUUACUUCUAAGUGUAUAACAUGAUAAAAAAUUACUAUAUCAUUAUGCUUUGUAUUAUUAAAGUGGCUGCAUUAGGUUAGGAGUCCACCUUGUUCUGUUUAUUUCCCCCAAUCAUAAUAAGCUCAGGCCAACCUCAAAUUAAUAUUUUUUAUUAUUCAUUCCAACAAUAAUUUUUCUUCUAAUUUAGGAAAAAAUCGGUUACAACGUUGUUUUAUAUCUUAGUUUGUAGGCAAGUAUGUUAAGCCAUAAAUUUAUUGUCAGUGUAGUCCAAACUAGUUUAUUCGCAAUCAUAACAAUUAGCAUUUGUAUCAGGACUUAAACGUGUUGAGGAUUUUAAGUGAAUAAAAAAAUUCACUAAUUUUAAUGAUGUAAUGACGCUUAUUGGAAGCACGCUUUCCCGUUCCGUUUCAUUGCAGCCUUAAUUUAGUGAUUAAUGUUUUGUAUGUGAUUUAUUUAUUAUAAAGAGCAAAAUAUUUGAUUAUUAAUAAUAUAAGCCUAAGAAAGUUA
Molecule: messenger RNA, 1565 nt
Organism: Anthonomus grandis grandis
Lineage: Eukaryota; Metazoa; Arthropoda; Insecta; Coleoptera; Curculionidae
Gene: Rab14
Product: ras-related protein Rab-14
Exons: 4
Coding region: 192-839 (215 amino acids)
Biological process (GO): defense response to bacterium; phagosome maturation; Golgi to endosome transport
Cellular component (GO): phagocytic vesicle; recycling endosome; trans-Golgi network
Molecular function (GO): GTP binding; GTPase activity
Source: RefSeq, a predicted model, not a curated record